UUCAAUUUCGCUCUGCGGUGUGUGUAAAUGGGAAAAAUGAGGAAAAAUUUAUGUGCGUGAAUUUUGGAUUUGGUGUCGUUUUUCUCUUUCGUUGUGUUCAUGCUAUUUCUGUUUUAGUUCUUUUAAUUUCAAACACCGUUUGAGUUGUGAAAAUUAUACCGAUCAGAUUUGCAAAAAUAGCAGAAAUAAUAAAAGACAAUUUAAAUUAGCUUCGGAAAAUCGGUGUCAAACAAAAAAUUGAUUUUUGUUGACCUUUUUUUUUAAAAAAAAAAAAAACACCGCACAUAAAUUAAGCAAACAACAAUUAAAGAAAAUAACAACAAACAUAACAAAAGUAAAAAAAAAUGUCGAGUGAAGAAGAUAAACCGCCCGCCCCGCCGGUUCGAUUAACAAGCACAAAUCGAGGUUUUAGCAAAUCUGAUCAUCGAAGUGACAGCGCUCCGAAUGUCGAACUGAAACCUCUGCCAAAAGAACCUGACGAUGCCGAUCGAAAGAAGAAAACUUCCAAAAGUAAAGCUAAAGGAUCGAUGCCAAAAGCAGGCACCGAUUCAAAACCAAAUAUAUCGUAUCCAACGAAUUUCGAGCAUACGGUUCAUGUAGGAUUCGAUGCUAUCACCGGUGAAUUCACGCUGCCUUUGAAAGGAAUGCCCGAAGCAUGGGCACGAUUGCUCAUGAACUCGAAUAUAAGCAAACAAGAGCAAAAGAAGAAUCCACAGGCUGUUUUAGAUGUAUUAAAUUGGUUUGAAAACAGUAGCAAACAACGGCCAAGCUCAAAGUAUAUGAUUAAUACAACCGCCCCAACAACAGCUACAAAUUCGGCCUCGUCAUUGAGUCAUGUGAGCAGCAGCACGCCAAGUAGUACGCCAACCGAUUCUGAGUCGCAUCACAGUGGACAAAUAUUACAUCCAGCGGUUAGUGAAUCGUCAACGCAACAAAGUUUACAAAUUACCGACAAUUCGGUAAACGAAGAGGCAUCCAGCGAUGACAAUGCACCACCGCCACCACCAAUUUCUAGUCGACCCGAACGAACUAAAUCAAUUUAUACAAGACCACUUGAUGACACAAAUCUAACGGAGAGUGCUAUCAAUUAUCAACAUCAAGCUCAAUCGGUGCAAAACAACUUGAUGAACACAUCAGUUGCAAUAAAGAGUCCAACACUUGAUAAGAACAAAAACAAUGCAAGCAAUAUUUAUAGUCCGAAUUCAAUUAAUUAUAACAUGCAACCAAAACUGGCGAACAAUGCGGCGCUAUCGAAAACAACAACAACACAAAAACCAACGUCACCAGAACAUGUUCCUACAGUGCAUCCAACAUCACCGGUAUCGGCAACAGCUAACGGAAGUAGCAAUACAACGCCAACAAGUGGUGGAACAAUUCUAAAUCAAGUACAGCCGACUGCACCACAAACAACUCCCCGAAAUAAUGGUGCUCUUAAAAAGAAGAAAAUGACCGACGAAGAAAUUCUCGAUAAACUGCGAACGAUUGUGAGCGUUGGUGAUCCGACACGAAAAUAUACGAAAAUCGAAAAAAUUGGCCAAGGUGCAAGCGGUACGGUCUAUACAGCAAUUGAAAGUUCAACCGGUAUGGAGGUGGCCAUUAAACAAAUGAACUUGUCACAACAACCCAAAAAGGAGCUAAUCAUCAAUGAGAUUUUAGUGAUGCGAGAGAAUAAGCAUCCAAAUGUUGUAAAUUAUUUGGACAGCUAUUUGGUUGGUGAAGAGCUAUGGGUAGUGAUGGAGUAUUUGCCAGGCGGUUCGUUGACCGAUGUCGUCACCGAAACAUGCAUGGACGAAGGACAGAUCGCAGCUGUUUGCCGUGAAGUAUUACAAGCGUUGGCAUUUUUGCACAGCAAUCAAGUGAUUCAUAGAGAUAUAAAAAGUGACAAUAUACUAUUAGGCUUAGACGGAAGUGUGAAAUUAACCGAUUUUGGUUUUUGUGCACAAAUAUCACCCGAACAAUCGAAACGAACCACAAUGGUUGGCACACCAUAUUGGAUGGCACCCGAAGUGGUUACACGCAAACAGUAUGGACCGAAAGUCGAUUUAUGGUCUCUGGGAAUCAUGGCUAUAGAAAUGAUCGAGGGCGAGCCACCGUAUUUAAAUGAAAAUCCACUGAGAGCAUUGUAUCUUAUUGCAACGAAUGGAAAACCCGAAAUUAAAGAAAUGGAAAAACUCAGUCCAAUAUUUCAAGAUUUUCUUGAUCAGUGCUUGGAAGUAGACGUUGAACGUCGAGCCGGCGCUCCCGAUCUAUUGAAGCAUACAUUUUUGAAAUUAGCGCGUCCAUUGGCUAGUCUAACGCCAUUGAUAUUAGCGGCGAAAGAAGCUGCAAAAGGCCAUUAGCGAAUCUUUUGGUCUUAAUAACAACAACAAUAACACAACAUACAGUAAACGCAGUAAUUAAGCAAACUUAUCAAAUGUAAUGUCAUUACUUGAAGUACCACUAUCAUCAACAAAAUCAUAUGAUAUAUCAUUAUUUUUUUCGCUCUUUUUUUAAUUGAUUUUAUUUUUGUAUUUAAAGAGAUUUCAAGCCUAUUGUUUUUUUGCAUUUAACUAUUAAGAUAGAGAUUAUUGUUUGCCCAGAUAUAUUCUUGAAUUGUAUCAAACUCGUUUGAAAAAUUGUGUUUGAUUUUAUUGUUUAUUUUAUUGAAGAAAAAGAAAAGUUGUAUCACAUGGGCUGCGUUGAAGGAAAAUGUAAAAUGACAAGAAUAUAGAGAAGGUAAAAAAAUUGAGUGACAAAUAGUGUAUGCUUGCUAAUUGCGCGCGCAAUGAGUUUAUUAUGUCAUAAGAACAAAUGGACACAAAUAAAAAUCGUUGUGUCAAUUGACAUAGAAAUGAGAGAGAGAGAUAUAAGAAAUAGAAAAACGGCAAUAUUUUUUCGGUGUAUUUAAUACACUUUUAAGGAUGAUUGCAUGCUGAAUAUUUUCCGAACGAAACAUUUUAAUGAAAGUUUAAUUUGAAAGACAGACAAAUGAAAGACACGUUGAAGCGGUGAGAAAGAGAUAAAAUUGUACGAUUGACAUCGAGUGAGAUGAAGUGUAUGUUAAAGAAACGAGUAGAACAUUUAAAUUAUAAUUUUCAGUUUUACAUAGACUAAAUUAUUCAUUAGUAUUUAAUUAAAAUCGAGAUAGAGGGAGAGAAACAUCCGUUCGUUGUUUAUAAUCAUAGAUUUUUUUUCGUUUACUUUCGGCGAAGUUUUAUGUGAAGUAACCAGAGGUGUCGGCUUUUGUACGAAAUUUGUUUCUUUUUUGGCGAGCAUUGUAGCGUAAAUCAAAUAUUAAUCAUGGUCGUGUAACAUUUUUCUGUGUAAGGUUUUUUUUAACUCCUGUUUUAAUGUUUCUUCAUCUUAUUUCAUCCAUCAUUCAUACUGAUGGUUUUUCAUCUUAAUUCAUACUACCUGUACCACACUCACAAAGACAAACACACCAAAAAAAAACAUUAACGAUGAUGAAUAUGAAUAAAGGAUGCCUUAACAGUAAAAAGACGAUAACAAAAAACAAAAACAAACCGUGGAUGGAGAAUAUAUAUGUGACGUAUUUAAAUAGAACAAAACACAUUUCGUAGAAGCUUCAAGUAAUAUAAAUAUAUUGUAAUAAAUAUGCAAAUUUCGCCGAACAAAAAAAACUAUUGUAGUACGAAAUCGAGCUGAUGAGAGACUGUGGCCUGUAGAAUGUUUAAAAUGCAGACCACUCACUGCUAGGAUAGGCUUUUUCAAAUUUCUUUUGUUUCUCCACGCCAUUUUUUUUUUUUUUGAUUUGCCAAAAAAACAAAAA
Contarinia nasturtii (swede midge) is the source of this 3769-nucleotide messenger RNA. It is a transcript of the gene Pak, whose product is annotated as serine/threonine-protein kinase PAK 1. The transcript is spliced from 13 exons. Bases 345 to 2339 code for a protein of 664 amino acids. Gene Ontology annotation, biological process: protein phosphorylation; intracellular signal transduction; regulation of MAPK cascade. The record is from RefSeq and is a predicted model, not a curated record. Lineage: Eukaryota; Metazoa; Arthropoda; Insecta; Diptera; Cecidomyiidae. Gene Ontology annotation, molecular function: protein serine/threonine kinase activity; ATP binding. Gene Ontology annotation, cellular component: cytoplasm.